AUGCGGGACUCGAAUUAUAAGUCUGUUUCAAGCAACAAGGCUGCUGUGACAAUUACCACGAGCCUUUAUGAUAGAAGAGCCUUGGAUGUGACAUCCGACAAGCCCUUAGUAAAUUCGUUAAACCAUUUGACGUAUCUCGUAUCAUCGCUGGCAAAAGUGAGGGAAACUUUGUCGAUGGAUGGCGGCAUUGAGCGUCUAAUAGAAAUUUUACACGAAUGUCAUAAUACUACUUUCAAUCUCAACGAUACUAUCUUCAAUAGUGAAAAAAAAUUAUUGACAGCGUGGAAAUGGACUUUGACCUUCCAGUGCUUAGUUCUUGUAGGAACUAGAGGUACUGAGAAAAUAAGACAAAAAGUAGUAAAGGCUGGUAUUUUGCCUAUCAUUGCAACUGUAUUGGACAACUAUUUGUCCCUUCAUGAGAGAACCUUUAUUCAUGCGAAUUCACGACCCAUGCAUCAUCACCAUACACUGUUACAACAACAAUGUCAACAUUUCCAACAGCAGCUGCAGCAGCGGCAAAAUCAAGCUGAUCAACGCCAAGAUCGCCGGCAACAACAAAAUGAACUGCUGCUGCUGCAGCUAUCGCAGGGAAUCUCUUCGCAAGAAGCUCAACAGCAGCAUAACAGUGAGAAUGGAAAUCCUGCUCAUGAAGAUUUCACAAAUAAUAUUAACCUUCAUAAUACUUUCCCGAAUGAUUUGCAUCCAACACAUGUGGAAUUAAGUGACUUAUCAGUCCCGAUUAAUGCAGCAGCAGCAGCAGCAGUUGAAGAAGCAGCCGCGAUUUCAAACUCAAAUGGAUUCCCAACUUUUUUUAGCAACAGUCACCCCAGUAAUCUAACAAGUGAGGAUUAUGAAAAUUUGAAUGUUGAACAAUUUUUUAAAUUGAUUGGUGUGAACUACAAAACUAAUACCAUAAAUAAUGAUAUAAGAAGAAGAUACUUAAUAGUAAAUAUUAUCAAAAAGUUGAGAGAAGAAAAAGAAACAGACUUACUAGAUGAUAGAUUCCUUAAUGAUAACGAUUAUGAAAUGGAUAAUAAUUUACAAUUUUUGUCCGACUUAUAUUUGCAAGACCACGAUCAUAAUAGAAUUUUGAUGAAUGCAAAGAUUGCGCCUCGGAAUUUUACUGAUACAGGUGUCGUCAUCCCAAGAGAUGAUGACAUUGUUUGGUCUUUACAAUUACUAGCAUAUAUUUCGAAAUAUCCGUACCUCAAAGAUAUAUUACAGAACACACAUUUAGUUAUUGAUAUGAGCAUCAGAGAUAAGCAAUUGAAAAUGUAUUUAGAGAAGCAAAUGAAGUUGAAAAUAAAGAAAAAGAUUUUGACACAGCCUAGAGCUUCCGUGACCUCAAAAGGACAAAGAGAAGCCCAUGUUCAGAGAUUUAGUCCUUCGGCUUCCAAUUCUCCUCAAAUGCUCAAUGAUUUAGGUACUCUCGAUAAUUUCAUUCUAGAAGAAGAUAAAUUGGAAUUAUGUGGUAAGCCUCACUCUACAGGAUUGACAGAAAAUGCCGAGAUAGAAGAUGACAGUGACGAAGUGGAUGAGGAAGGAGAAUGUGGCGGAGUGCUUGAUGAUCUUGAAUCAGAAGAAGUUAAUGACUACAAUGUUUCGUGCAAUCCAGAAGUAGAUGAUAUGGCAUGUCCAUCUAUCGGUUCAAAUUAUUUGAAUAAAUUGUAUGACUCAAUCAUUGAUGCGGAAUCCAUAGUCAAUGACAUGGAGAGAGACAUCAAAUUACUUCAAUUAAAUGAAAGGAUUGAAAAAUACCUUGAUGACGAAUGUAAAAAAUUAAGCAAGGCAAUUAUAAAAACUAGAAAAGAAUCGAAAGAGUUCUUAGAAGAAAAGUGGAAAUAUAGUACCUACAAUAAGUUCGACGUUGAUGGUAUCAAUGACGAGCAAGAUGAUUCUUUGGUUGAAUACAAGAAGGUAAAUCUAUUUCCAAUGGUAGAGAAGUUCACUUUUCUAUCUGGUACGGACAUGUAUUAUUGGUCCGGUGUGAUAAUGAGAAAUUCUUGUAGGAGAAACGAACAUAGGGGUGGGGUGAGACAAUGUGGUAAUCUUGAAUGUGGCAAGUGGGAAAAAUUCCCCAGAGAAUUUCUGAAGUGUCGUAGAUGCAAGAGAACUAAGUAUUGUUCUAGAGAAUGUCAGAUGAAAGCAUGGCACUGUCAUAGAAAUUGGUGUAUUCCGAGCAACUCGAGCAACACUACUACGACCACUGCAAAUCAACAAGUUGAUGCUGUAGAAUCCUCUAAUGCUCCUGAUGACGAUAGUCAGCGAGAUUUGUUCUCAGAGCUGUCAUGA
This is a messenger RNA of Priceomyces carsonii, 2292 nucleotides long. RefSeq names its product Mub1p (gene MUB1). The record is from RefSeq and is a predicted model, not a curated record. NCBI's taxonomy places the organism in Eukaryota, Fungi, Ascomycota, Pichiomycetes, Serinales, Debaryomycetaceae. The coding region runs from base 1 to 2292 and encodes 763 amino acids. Gene Ontology annotation, biological process: establishment or maintenance of cell polarity; ubiquitin-dependent protein catabolic process. The transcript has a single exon. Gene Ontology annotation, cellular component: MUB1-RAD6-UBR2 ubiquitin ligase complex.